CUAGCGUGCAGUGGUAGAAGGCAUGGCGUGAAUGCGGGCGCCUCCAUGUCAGCAGAUCAGCGGCGCAAGGCUCCAAUGCUCGCCAGGACAGGGGGUUCUUGAGAAGAAUACCGGUGUGGAAUAUGGCUAAAGAAAUGAACGGGCAGUAUGAGCCUGUCGCAGAGAUCGGCGUCGGGGCUUAUGGCACGGUAUACAAGGCCAGGGACCUUCACAGUGGAAAGUUCGUGGCCCUGAAAAAUGUGCGGGUGCAAACCAACGAGAAUGGGCUCCCCCUCUCUACUGUCAGGGAAGUGGCUUUAUUAAAACGCCUGGAGCAUUUUGACCAUCCAAACAUUGUAAAACUCAUGGACGUCUGUGCUUCUGUCCGAACCGACCGUGAGACUAAAGUGACGCUGGUGUUUGAGCAUGUGGACCAAGACCUGAAGACUUACUUGAGCAAAGUCCCACCUCCAGGUCUUCCACUGGAGACUAUUAAGGACCUUAUGAAGCAGUUCCUUCAAGGACUCGAAUUUCUCCAUUUGAAUUGCAUCGUGCAUCGAGAUCUUAAACCCGAGAACAUCUUGGUGACAAGUGGGGGACAGGUGAAACUCGCCGAUUUUGGCCUAGCGAGGAUAUACAGCUGUCACAUGGCUCUCACGCCCGUGGUAGUGACGUUGUGGUACAGAGCCCCAGAAGUCCUGCUUCAGUCCACGUAUGCCACGCCGGUAGAUAUGUGGAGCGCGGGCUGCAUCUUCUCAGAGAUGUUCAAGCAAAAACCCCUGUUCUGCGGCAAUUCAGAAGCUGACCAGUUGUGCAAGAUAUUUGAAAUGAUUGGGCUUCCUUCUGAAGAAGAGUGGCCAGCGGAUGUUACUUUGUCUCGUUCUGCCUUUUCCCCGAGGACUCAGCAGCCAGUGGAGAAGUUUGUGCCGGAAAUUGAUCCCAAUGGAGCUGAUCUUCUGCUGGCCAUGUUGACCUUCAGCCCUCAAAAACGUGUCUCCGCCUCCGACGCUCUGCUCCACCCCUUUUUUGCGGAGGAUCCCCAGGCCUGCUCCAAACAAGAACACUUUACUUCUAUCCGCCCCGUGACGGAUGAUGUGAAAUGAAACCUCGGCCCUGGUGGGGGGCACCUGAGUUGGCUCUGACGUGGGCACAUUCUCUGCUUUUGCCUAAAAGGAAUGUUUUCAGCAGGAUGGAAAGCAAAUUAGGGACAAAGUGACCAUUUGAUGAUUGUGAAACAUUUUCCUGACUUUAAUGGAUUUUAUGUUGUAAAUGUCACUGUGACCGAUGCAAGAUGAUCGCGGCCUUUUUAUACUGUGCCGUUCCGUGUUGGUGCCUCACCGGUCGUUACAUUUAUGGUUUGGGGAGACGCACAAUAAGCAACACUGUCCUCUAUGCGUCUGUUGUUUGUUCUCACCACAAUGAAUGACCAAUGAUGGUGUCAAAUCUGGAGAAUCAUUUGGUGACAAUAUUUAUCAAGGUGCUCUAUCUCUCGGGUGUUAAAAAAAAAAAAAA
Molecule: messenger RNA, 1491 nt
Organism: Xenopus laevis (African clawed frog)
Lineage: Eukaryota; Metazoa; Chordata; Amphibia; Anura; Pipidae
Gene: cdk6.L
Product: cyclin-dependent kinase 6 L homeolog
Biological process (GO): signal transduction; G1/S transition of mitotic cell cycle; regulation of G2/M transition of mitotic cell cycle
Cellular component (GO): nucleus; cyclin-dependent protein kinase holoenzyme complex; cytoplasm
Molecular function (GO): protein serine/threonine kinase activity; nucleotide binding; cyclin binding
Source: RefSeq, marked provisional